ACAACAGUAUGGAUAAAACAGUCGACACUUGUCCCAGAAACAGGACAGAGACAGUGGAAGCCUCUAUAAGACUGGGCUGUGGUCGUGACAAGUAUGGAAAUGACCAGUAUAUGUGUCUACCUAAUUUAGAGACAACAAGUCUGGUAGAAUUCUGUCACAAUGGUAUCAUGGGCUUUAUAGAAAGUGGUAAUUGUUUGAAAACUGCAGAGGAUAAACUUUUUAUACACAAAUGUUCCAAUUUUGUUUCUGGCUGUCCUGAUGUAGACUUCCGCAGUAACGAAAUCUACAAAUACCCUGCUUGUCAAAACAUUAGUACAGAACAUCGUUGUUAUCUUGCUGAUCCAUCAUGUCCAAAUACGACAUGGGAUAUAUCUACUGAAGAAACAGCGGAAAAAUUUAUAUCCAAGUCCACAACAAAUCAUGUAAUAUACAACACAACAGCAAAGAAUAUUCAUACAACCAAAUUCCAAGAAGAUGACUCAGCACACAUUGGGGCAAUUAUGGGCAUUGUUGUUGCUGUACUGGGUCUUAUACUGCUGUUGAUAAUUGUGAGGGUUGUAUGGAAGAGAAUGCACAAACAGAAAAGAAAAGAAAGAAAGGAAUUUUUGACUGAAAAAGAAAACUUAUUGAUGGAAACAGAGGAGAAAGUUGUCCAAGGGGCUACAAAGGGAGAUGAAACAGGCACCAGUAGUAAACAAAACGAGAGCGAAAAUGAUAUCACGCAGAGUGAUGAAGGUAGUCAAAAUGAAGAAAUAAAAUAUUAUAUCCGCAAGGUUUACGUUAGUAGUGAAACAAUGGGAGAUAAAGUGGAAAUUGAUGAUACUGAAACUCGAGUCCUUAAUGAACCAAAUGAUAAGAAAUAUGGUGUCAAUUUUGAACCAGCGGAAACGGAUUAUAGUAAAUCAGAAAGUGAUAUUCAUAGUGACUCAAAGAAAAAGGAGCAUAGUAUUACUGAGACUGAUGUCAAUGGUGAACUGCAGGAGAGGGGGCAUGAUGUCACAGAGACUGAUGUCAGUAGAGAACUGCAGGAGAGGGGGCAUGAUGUCACAGAGGCUGGUGUCAGUAGAGAACUGCAGGAGAGGGGGCAUGAUGUCACAGAGACUGAUGUCAAAGGUGAACUGCAGGAGAGGGAUCAUGGUAUCACAGAGGUUGGUGUCAGUAUAGAAUCAGUGGAGGGGGAGCUUGGGAUCCUAAGGAAUAGCAAAUCUAAUAUAGAAGGGGAGUUGGAGCUUAUUCGAAGAAUGCACAUUGGUGAUUACAGCACGUGGAGGACACAGAUAUCAGAUGAGUUCUCCACACUGACUGAUGACGAUGUGUUAGUGUUGUUCUGUUUUCUGUGCUCUGACUCCGGUCCUCCUGACUUCACCGACUCAGAGUGGCUGGACAAGCUUAAUGAGAUACGACAUUGGGUGUACAGUAAAAAGAAUCCUGUAACAAGUGAGGAAGCACAGCAGACUCUGGACAGACUGAAGUCACGUGAUUACCUCUGGGAAGAUCAGGACAAGAUAACGGAAGACACAAAGGACGAGACAAUGUAUAGGAUAGCAUCAAUAAACGAACGUAUACUAUACUUGUACAGUAGUCAUGACACAGCCAGUGUGUACCUGAGAUCAGUGAGACACAACAGAAAACCUGGUGAGAAGUGUGUCUCUAGUCUUGGCUGUGAUUCCUUACUGAUACUCCGUCUACAGAUGAACAUACUGACUCACGUCACCAUGGAGGACAAGAGAAUAUAUGAUCAGAUACACCAGAUAUUGAAUGUUACAGGAGAUAUGCUAAAGGAAAGUAAAGAUAAGCGUAAAGAGUUUCUAAUGAAUCUGAGAAGAGAAGGGGAGACUGUACAUUACAGAGAAAGAUCACAGGACAGUGUAGAUCACGUGACGUGGCUCUGGAGAUACGGGAGACCUGACAUCGUGAGAUCCUGUAUAGGUCUACAUCCACACAACGACAUUUACAUCAUCGACAACAAAGCUUACAGAAAACCUACUGGGAAGAAGAACAUUGGGAUUUGUAAAUGUGAUAACUAUUUGCCAAAAAUUCGGAAUCUAUUAUACAGCAUGCUGUUAGCUGAGAAAUAUCAGCUGAAUGUCAAUGAACAAUCACACAGAGUCAUAAGGGACAAAAUCAAAGACAGAUAUUACCCUGAUAUUACUGAAGACGACUCUUUAGAUCUUCCUGAAGGAAUCACAGAAACACGUGACGGUGUGAUGACCUUUAUAUCAGACGACAUCCGACAUGACGUCAUGUACGCCUUUGUUACGGAGUGUCUGGUGGAGGACAGUGAUCUGGAGUUUUUCCUAACCACGGCGUCACGUGACGUGAUAUCAGAAUACUGUCGGUCCUGGGAUUAUGAGAGGAGUGAGGGAGGAAGAUGUCUGUAUAUACCGUACCUACCGGAGAAGAUAUGCGACCUCUUCAUAGACAAACUACACCUGGACAUCAUCACACACUGUACCGUAUCUGACUGGAGGAUUCAUGACAGGAUCAGUAAACGUUUGGGAGUCCCUAGAGAAGUACUUGCGUGGGACCAGGAGGCCAGAGAGCGGUAUGUGGAGUACGCUAAGAGAGGAACACAGACAGUCCACCACGCCCGAGGGAUGAUUGUAGGAUGUGCUGGGGUGGGGAAAACCACGCUACUUAAACGUCUACUCGGGUGUACCGAAAAAGAGAUUAAAGAAGUAAAAUCUACCGAGGGAUUGGAGGUGCAUGAGGAAAUAUUUGAAUUAUGUGAUGAAGUAAAAUCUUUGAAAGCCAGAGGAAAAUACAAAGAAAAAAACUAUGUAGAAAAUACUUUUGAAAAAUUGGAUGCAAAGACCUUGACGUUCUUUGACUUUGGAGGACAGUGUGCGUACUACGCAUGUCACCAGAUUUACCUGACGAGGAGAGCUUUCUAUAUUGUGGUGAUGGACGCCUCUAAACGUCUUGACCAGAAGGUGGAUGAGGAAGUGUGUGAUCAAGAUGGUAGCGUCUUUUCUGGAUGGACCUACGGAG
This is a messenger RNA of Saccostrea cuccullata (small rock oyster), 2991 nucleotides long. RefSeq lists its product as uncharacterized. The transcript is spliced from 12 exons. The record is from RefSeq and is a predicted model, not a curated record. NCBI's taxonomy places the organism in Eukaryota, Metazoa, Mollusca, Bivalvia, Ostreida, Ostreidae. The annotation marks the transcript as partial.